ACUCGACUUAUAAUUGGUAUACGUGAUAUCUAGUUACGACUAAUCAAAGUCAGUGCAUUCAAACAAACAUUAAAUCUAAUCACAUGGAAUCAUUAUAAACAUGACCAAAUUUCGUCCGUGUUCACAUUUCGUAGUGGGAAAAAGUCAUAAAUUGAAAAUGAUUGAAGUUGCAACAAAGCAGAUCAUAAUUAAUAGUUGCAUUCUCAGUUAUCUUUCCUCUCAUUUGAAUGGUUUGACCCGUCUCUCGCUCUAUCAUGUCCUGAAAAACAAAAAACAAAAAACAAAAAAAGUAUCUGUGCUGCUGCUUAAUAUAUCUAACUUUAUGUGAUCAGGCUGAUCACAGAACUGGAAAAAGAAUAACCAUGGAUACCAAAAAAAACUGGUAUCUAGCAUUCUUCUCAAUCAAUAUGCCAAUUAUUUUAAUGAUAAUGUCAAAAUCAGCCUCCGCUCAAAAUUAUUACUGUUCAAACACAACUAUGUUCACCAACAAUACCCAAUAUCAAGCCAACCUCAACACCUUGUUCCGCUCCUAUCCUCCAAUGCGACCAACCCCACCGGCUACCAUCAAGCUGUUUCUGGCGACAGCGACACAACAAGCGAGACAGUUUUUGGCCACUUCCUCUGCCGCGGGGAUCUGAACAGCAGUUCGUGCCAAGAUUGCGUUACCACUGCCACAGCUACCGACCUCCCAAACACCUAUUGUCCAAACCGAAAAAUAGCAAUCAUAUGGUACGACGAUUGUAUGGUAAGGUAUUCAAACCAAUCAUUUUUCGGUACAAUGGAUCAGUUGCCCGCUGUGCUGUUAUCGAAUACGUUUAAUGUGACUGGGAACACGACCCAUUUUGAGGAAGUUCUUGGGAAUAUGUUGAGAAACGUCAUUGCCGUUCGAGCUGCAAGUGGUGGGUCGCAGAAGAAAUUUGCUACAGAUGUUGCAAAUUAUACGAGUUUGCAAACAAUAUAUGGGUUGGGGCAGUGUACGCCGGACUUGAGCGCCAGUGAUUGUAAUAGAUGCUUCGAGAUUGGUAUUGGGCAGUUGCCCGUGACUCAGGGUGGACAAAUUUUGCAGGCAAGCUGUAUAGUCCGGUAUGAGAUGUAUUCUUUCUUUAAUUUAUCUUCGCUAGCGCCACCACCUCAGCCGUUGUCACUACCUCCACGACAGUCACCCUCUGCUGAUUCAGCCCACUCUGAAAGUAAUGUCUCAGCAAAGGUUAUUAUUGCCAUUGUUGUGCCUGUAGUGGUUGUCUUAGCGUCAUUGAUUCUUAUAUGUGUUUGUUGCGCCAAAUACAAGAAAACCAAGACGUAUGCUCCUGUUGUUGAAAGUGGUGAGGACUUUACUACUGUCGACUCCUUGCAAUAUGACCUAACAACUCUUCAGUCUGCAACAAAUAAUUUUUCGGAGGCGAACAAAUUGGGUGAAGGUGGAUUUGGUGGUGUGUAUAAGGGCGCACUACCAAAUGGCCGAGAGAUAGCAGUAAAAAGGUUGUCUAUGAACUCAUCUCAAGGAGUACAAGAAUUCAAAAAUGAGGUCGUGUUAGUAGCCAAGCUUCAACACAGGAAUUUGGUGAGAGUUUUUGGAUUUUGCUUUCAAGGACAAGAAAAGUUACUAGUAUAUGAAUACGUACCCAACAAGAGCCUUGACAAAAUUCUUUUUGAUCCUGUCAAUCAAGGACUUCUUGACUGGGCUACACGCUAUAAAAUCAUAGGAGGCAUAGCUCGAGGAAUGCUUUAUCUCCAUCAUGAUUCUCAACUCCGAAUUAUACAUCGAGAUCUUAAGCCUAGUAAUGUCUUGUUGGAUGCCGAUAUGAAUCCAAAAAUUGCAGAUUUUGGAAUGGCAAGAAUAUUUGGAGUGGAUCAAACCCAAGGCAAUACAAGCAGGGUUGUCGGAACUUAUGGCUACAUGUCUCCAGAAUAUGCAAUGAAUGGGCAAUUCUCUAAUAAAUCAGAUGUAUAUAGUUUUGGUGUCUUAGUGCUGGAAAUUAUCAGUGGUAAGAGAAAUAACACAUAUUACGAAUCAGGGGAAACUGAAGACCUUCUUUGUCAUGCAUGGAAACAAUGGAGAGAUGGCAUGAUUCUAGAAUUUGUUGAUCCAACAGUAAGGGAUUCGUGCUCAAUGGACGAAAUUAUGCGAUGCGUACACCUUGGAUUGAUAUGUGUUCAGGAAUCCGCAGACGAUAGACCUAGUAUGGCGACAGUAGUGCUCACCUUGGACAGCAACUCAGUCACUCUUCCCGUGCCAGAAGCGCCGGGUUUCUUCAUAAAAACAAUAGGGAAGUCCAAGACUUCUAAGGAGAUUGGUUCAAACCCAUCAUCGAGCAAGUCAACCCCUUGGUCUAUAAAUGAUGUGUCAAUUACUGAACCUGAACCCAGGUAGACUGGUAUGUCAAAGUAGAAGACAUGGUACCGUCAAAAAAAAAAAAGUAGAAGACAUGUAUAGAGUCAUUGCAAUUAUAAUCUUCAAAAUUUGUAAUUCUGGUAAACGAGAGGUUAAGUGUGGACUAUUUAAAAAUUACUUACGCACAUGCUCUCCAUUAUUAAUGUUGGAGAUGAGAUGCAAAAAAAAGAAGCAAGUGUUGAAAUUCAAUGAAAGCUACUGUAUUCCCGUACUUAAAUUAUAUAAGAACGAAAUUGAGUGUACACAGGAUUGGUAAUUGAUAUUAAUUUUAUAUAGUGAGUUUUAUAGAGAUAUAGUGAACUUAUAUAUAAUAAAGUUGAUUUUAUUACGGAA
Molecule: messenger RNA, 2725 nt
Organism: Beta vulgaris subsp. vulgaris (sugar beet)
Lineage: Eukaryota; Viridiplantae; Streptophyta; Magnoliopsida; Caryophyllales; Amaranthaceae
Product: cysteine-rich receptor-like protein kinase 10
Exons: 7
Coding region: 743-2371 (542 amino acids)
Biological process (GO): protein phosphorylation
Molecular function (GO): ATP binding; protein kinase activity
Source: RefSeq, a predicted model, not a curated record